UACAACUCCCAGAAUUCUAUACUUUCGCUACGGUGUGGGUCGGGAUCUGGCUGCGCACGGAACAUUUUUGCCUUCUCCACUUUAACUUCAACUGCGGAGGAUUUGUAUUAUUCAGUGGAAAGCAGAGUAUUUCGGCGUUAGACAAGGCAUUUUCAUAUUUUAGAACGCUCUUUUGUUUAUACUGAUGGAAAAACAAUUACAUCUAAAUCUGUUAGCAUCCAGACCGCCAAUUCCAGGGGGUCUGCAAUCCGGGUCAAAAAUGCGAAUGGGACCUGGAAGAAAGAGAGACUUUUCUCCACUACCCUGGAAUAAGUACUUUGAAAAGAUGGAAGAUGUGGCAGUGCAGAAUGACAACAGCACUGAUACCUUUCGUGUCUACUCAAGUGGCUCCCAAGGGCCUGUUCUGCUCCUGUUACAUGGUGGUGGUCACUCUGCUCUCUCCUGGGCUGUGUUCACAGCAGUGAUCUGUAGUCGAAUCAACUGCAGAGUGGUGGCAGUGGACCUCAGGGGACAUGGAGACACAAAAGUAAAAAACUCUGAAGACCUUUCAGCACAAACUAUGGCUAAGGAUGUUGGAAAGGUGCUAGAAGCUCUUUAUGGUGAAAAUGCUCCACCCAUCAUGAUUAUUGGCCACAGUAUGGGUGGGGCAAUAGCGGUUCACACGGCAGCAGGCAAUCAUGUGCCAUCUUUACUGGGACUUUGUGUUAUUGAUGUUGUGGAAGGUACAGCAAUGGAUGCUUUAAACAGCAUGCAAAAUUUCUUAAGAAGUCGUCCAAAAACCUUCAGAUCAUUGGAAAAUGCCAUUGAGUGGAGUGUGAAAAGUGGACAGAUCCGGAACAUAGAGUCUGCACGAGUCUCCAUGGUUGGCCAGGUGAAGAAGUGUGAAGAGCCACUGAGCAGCCCUGGGAUAUCAAAGAGCAUUGUUGAAGGUAUUAUCGAGGAGGAUGAGGAGGAUGAAGGCGAGGAGGAGUCCAACAACAAAAGGAAGAAGGAGGAUGACCUAGAGGUGAAGAAGGAGAGCUUAUACACCUGGAGGAUUGAGCUAGCCAAGACUGAGAAGUACUGGGAUGGUUGGUUCAGGGGUCUUUCUGCCCUCUUCCUCAGCUGUCCAGUUCCUAAACUGCUUCUCCUUGCAGGUGUCGACAGGCUGGACAAAGAUCUGACCAUUGGACAGAUGCAAGGGAAAUUUCAGAUGCAAGUUCUUCCACAGUGUGGUCACGCAGUGCACGAGGAUGCUCCUGAAAAAGUAGCUGAGGCCCUUGCUACAUUUAUGGUCCGACACAAGUUCACAGAGGCAAAAGGAGGCUUUCAGUGUGUGUUCCCAGCUUGCUAAUAAGCACUGAACAUUAUGGACACCACUCUUAACACCCCUGCCUUGGCUCCAUCUAGCUUCAGCAGCAUAGCCUUAGGCCUGAAGAACACUGACAUCAUCCUGUGCACAUUGCUAGAUGGACAGACAACCAUAUGAUGCUGAUGUUUCAGCUACUGAUGUUCUUAGCUCUUAAAUGAACAAAAUAAUUUAUCGUAUUAUUGCUGUUAUUUUUUUAUGAUUAUUGUAAUGACAGUGAAAAAUAGAUGCUGUAGUGCCAACUUACUGGAAGUUUUUUCUUUUGAAAUUGCAGGGAUUUUUUUUUUUUUGCUUACCUGUAUUUUCUGUCAUUCUCAGCCUUUAUUCUAU
Scleropages formosus (Asian bonytongue) is the source of this 1678-nucleotide messenger RNA. RefSeq names its product protein phosphatase methylesterase 1-like. NCBI's taxonomy places the organism in Eukaryota, Metazoa, Chordata, Actinopteri, Osteoglossiformes, Osteoglossidae. The record is from RefSeq and is a predicted model, not a curated record. The coding region runs from base 185 to 1333 and encodes 382 amino acids. The transcript has 14 exons. Gene Ontology annotation, biological process: protein demethylation. Gene Ontology annotation, molecular function: protein methylesterase activity.